AUGGGAAUGUUUCAGACAGGAGUCCCGCCAUGUCCAGUGGGCGUCUCUGGUGAAGAAAGAAACACGUUCCAGGCGGUCCUGGCCUCCUCCGGUUCCAGCUCCUAUGCCAUCUUCCUGUACCCCGAAGACGGCCUGCAGUUCACCUCGACCUUCUCCAAGCGCGACCAGAGCCAGGUCCCCGCCAUGGUCGCCUUCAGCCAAGGGCUGGUGGGACGCGUGUUGAGCAGCGACGGGGCGUAUAACAUAUUUGCUAACGACAGAGACUCGAUCGGCAAUUUGGCCAAGAGCAGCAACUCCGGGCAGCAGGGCGUCUGGGUGUUUGAGAUCGGGGGCCCCGACACAGCCAGCGGCGUGGUGUCCUCGGACGUGAUCCUCAGAGCGGACGACGGAGAAGACUACGACGAUGACGAAGAUUACGACUCGGUGACCAGUCUGGGCCCGGAGGACCUGGGCACCACCCCCUUCCCCCAUGAGACCCCGAGGAGGGGAGACACCGGCACCACCAGGCACCGGGUCUUGUCCCCCAGCCGCCCGGCCACCGCCAGGCCCGCCAGGCCUCCCACCGAGAGGACCCGGUCCUUCCAGCUGCCCGGGGCCAGGUUCCCCCAGCAGCACCCGCAGGUCAUCGAUGUGGAUGAGGUGGAGGAGUCGGAAGUCGUCUUCAGCUACAACACGGAUUCCCGGCCCACGUGCGCCAACAGCCGACACCAGUGCUCCGUGCACGCCGAGUGCCGGGACUACGCCACCGGCUUCUGCUGCAGCUGCGUCGCCGGCUACACCGGGAACGGCCGGCAGUGCGUGGCCGAAGGGUCCCCCCAGCGAGUGAACGGCAAGGUGAAAGGGAGGAUCUUCGUGGGGAGCAGCCCGGUCCCCGUGGUGUUUGAGAACACGGACCUGCACUCCUACGUGGUGAUGAACCAGGGGCGCUCCUACACGGCCAUCAGCACCAUCCCCGAGACCGUGGGGUACUCCCUGCUCCCCCUGGCCCCUGUCGGAGGCAUCAUCGGGUGGAUGUUUGCGGUGGAGCAAGACGGAUUCAGGCACGGGUUCAGCAUCACAGGGGGCGAGUUCACCCGCCAGGCCGAGGUGACCUUCGUGGGGCACCCGGGCAAGCUGGUCAUCAAGCAGCGCUUCAGCGGCAUCGACGAGCACGGGCACCUGACCAUCGACACGGAGCUGGAGGGCCGCGUGCCGCAGAUCCCUGUCGGCGCCUCCGUGCACAUCGAGCCCUACACGGAGCUCUACCACUACUCCCGCGGCGUGAUCACAUCCUCCUCCACGCGGGAGUACACGGUGACGGGGCCCGCGGCCCCUGCGAGCAUCCACACGUACCAGUGGCGCCAGACCAUCACCUUCCAGGAGUGCGUCCACGACGGGGCCCGGCCGGCCCCGCCCAGCACCCAGCAGCUCUCGGUGGACAGCGUGUUCGUCCUGUACAACCAGGAGGAGCGGAUCCUGCGCUUCGCUCUCAGCAACUCCAUCGGGCCUGUGCGGGACGGCUCCCCGGAUGCCCUGCAGAACCCCUGCUACCUC
Molecule: messenger RNA, 1533 nt
Organism: Myotis lucifugus (little brown bat)
Lineage: Eukaryota; Metazoa; Chordata; Mammalia; Chiroptera; Vespertilionidae
Product: nidogen-1-like
Exons: 8
Biological process (GO): cell-matrix adhesion
Source: RefSeq, a predicted model, not a curated record